Molecule: messenger RNA, 633 nt
Organism: Ylistrum balloti
Lineage: Eukaryota; Metazoa; Mollusca; Bivalvia; Pectinida; Pectinidae
Exons: 7
Coding region: 13-633 (206 amino acids)
Biological process (GO): protein ubiquitination
Molecular function (GO): ubiquitin protein ligase activity
Source: RefSeq, a predicted model, not a curated record
GCCGAAGAUGAGAUGGAGCCCGGAUCACAGCGACGGUCGGCAUGUGUGUUCUGGAUACUGACGCUGAGUUCUUUUAUCUGUACGACUAUAUACCUGUCCAUGUGUACAGUUGAAGUAUCUGUGACAAGUCGGGAACCAUGCGUCUACAUAGAGGGAAUAACUGUCACAACCGUGGUAGCCUUUCUGUGUGGAAUCUUCUGGUACUGCUACAAACAGAAGAUGCGAUACGGCACGUCUCUAGAAUACUACCUCCACCCUCUGCCACUGUUUGCUGAUGGCACUGAACCCGAGACAAUCCCUGUCCCUGAUGGUCAGCCAGCAGUGACUGAAAGGAUGCUACAAAGCGACAUGUUGAAGCCACUUACCACCGAUAAAGUCCCGGACGACUUCGAAUGUGUUAUUUGUAACGAGAACGAACAUUCCGUCGAUCAAAAGGUGACACAACUUAGCUGCAGUCAUGUGUUUCACAGGGAGUGUGUGCUACGAUGGUUUCUCAGCACCAGCAAGAAAACAUGUCCAAUUUGUAGGACGCGUCAGGUUCCAGAGGGCCGACUUCUUGUCAUCACAAUAAUUCCACAGGAGGGGACGUUACCAGUGCGGCUCUCACAGGUGUUUAAAAGUGGCGAUGACUGA